AUGGCGGCCGAGAUCAAGGAUCCCGCCGCGGCCGCUCAGCCCAUGCACGACCGCAAGCUAUCCCACUCCAACUCCUUCUCGACGGCGACCGAAUCACCGCUGCCGUCGCCGGCUUGGUCGCCGGCCCCACCAUCGUCGUGCGAGAGAAUCCCCGUCUCCGAGCUAGACAGGCAGUCGUCCUUGUCCUCCACCUCCUCCUACGAGAGCUUCUACCAGAUCGAGGCCCCCGCCGAGCCGGCCGUGGCGGAUCAAGAGUUCGUGCCGACGACCCUUCCGCCGGCAGUCCAGACAAUGAUGGCGCAGGGGCAGCCCGCCGUUGCCGGGUACGACCCGAAGAGGCUCCCGUCGUCGAUGUUCCGUACGCAGUCGACAUGCCCGGCAGAAUGGAGCGCCACCUCCGACCAGUCGCUGUUCAGCAUCCAGCUCGAAAACUCCGGCGAGCUCGGUGGUCCGCUCUAUGGCGUCGGCGACCUCUACUACGACGCCGCCGGCGUGUUCCACCGCCUCUCCUCCGCCACGAGGCUCCCGGUCGUCCCAGAGGUGUCGUCGUCGACGUCGCCGGGAAGCUCCAGCGGGGGUUUGUGCGUGAAGGAUGACUGCGGGAAGUGCGGCAGUACCAUGAGCACGAAGUCCGUCAGGUUCGCCGCCUCAACGGACAGCGACUGCAGGCGCACGCCCGCCACGCUGGAGGAGGGGGAGGCGCCGGCGACGGAACCUGGCGCGGCGGCGGAUGGCUGGUGCUGCUGGCCGUCGUUGUGGUGGCCAAGCUGCGCCUGCCGCGCCUGCGACUGCCGCUGCGGCGACUGCCGAUGGUCCUGA
Molecule: messenger RNA, 819 nt
Organism: Lolium rigidum
Lineage: Eukaryota; Viridiplantae; Streptophyta; Magnoliopsida; Poales; Poaceae
Exons: 2
Coding region: 1-819 (272 amino acids)
Source: RefSeq, a predicted model, not a curated record